AGCGGACCCAACAAACCGUGUAACUGUCAUUACCACCCCAAUGGAGACCUCCGCUACUUAGGAUAUGCAAGUUUGUUCCUUAUGUGAGGUGGAAACCAACUCUAUUAUUAUUGUUUUUAUUAGCAUAUCCGCUUCAAAACAAAUCAUAGACAAUUCGUCAUGCUUGCUCAUGCCCCUGUAGUGGGACGACCUUAUCGCUCCAAAAGGCAAAAGCCCUGUUCGGCAUGUCGCCAAAGACGGGUUUGCUGCGUCCGUGAAGGGAACUCGGCCUGCGCCUUGUGCAGUAGGCGUGGUCUGGACUGCGUUGUCGAGCCAAUUGCAGAAAAGAAAAGAGACGCUUCGGAGAAGACUCGUACCUUCAAAGCAUCAGCGCUAAAUCCUUCACCUAGUAGGGAUCACUUCAAUGUAAACACCACUAUACCUUCAUCUACAAGGAGGGUCUCAGAGCAUAUUUUCCAAUAUGUUGGGCCAAGUGGUGACUACGACCCGUUUAUUUUGCUACAUCGCUCGCAAGAGGGUGCUGUUCGGGAUGGCGUUAUCCACUGGGCAUGGCAGAGAGUCAGCAAAAAUUCCCACUAUCCGAUUCACUUUUCGGGGUUUCCAGCCGAACAUCUGGACGCAAGUCCAACGUACUAUCCGCAGAACAAGAUUGAAGCCGUGAUCGAGCCAUAUCGUGAGGCUUUGAUCAAUGCUUACUUUGACGUCGUUCACAAAUCAUUCCCCGUGCUUGGCCCGCAGACUCCUCUUACCAUUUCUAACCAACCAACACUGAUGGUUUCCAUUUACUGUUUGGCUCAGCCUUAUCAUCCCCCUGCCCAAAGUGUUGAUCCGUGGCUUUUCACCGAUUUCAAUAAACAAGCCCUUCCUAUUGAAACCCACACUGCACAGCUAGAAACGGUGGAAGCUGCUCUACUAUUUGCCCAACGGCACGCCUCCCUCAUUCGAGCACCCACUAUGCCUGGGAUGAGUUCUGAGGUUGGAAGUCUGGUUGGCAUUGGCCACGACCUGGGAUUGAAUGUUGAUCCGGAACAUUGGGAUAUCUCAGUCUCGGAAAAGAGGAGGCGGAGACGACUCUGGUGGGGAACUUUCAAUGAAGAUAAAUGGACGGCAUUCGCUCUUGGGCGACCCUCACAUCUUCACGAUAACGAUGCCAAUGUAGCCAUGCUAAAGCUGUCGGACUUUGCAGCUGAAGGCUCGGAAAUUCCUACUCCCGAUAAUCAGGCCCCAGCUAAAGUGUUCAUUGCAAUGACGGAAUUGAGUGUCAUAUUAUCUAAUAUUCUUGGUGCCUUCUAUACGGUGAAAGCAAUUCAUGUGCACCCAGUCAUUGGAUUAGAACAGCUUGAGAUUUCGUGUGCCGAAUUUGAAGCUAAACUAGAAACAUGGCGCACCAGUCAUCUGGACCCAUUAAUAGGAGAAAAACUCUUCCCAGAUCCAACGGGGUCACUUGAGCUUGCCUUCUACGCCGUGCAAAUAGCUCUCUAUCGUGCAUGUGUGCGGAUUGUCUUUCAUCUCGAGGCUCAGACAGUAGACUUUGCUUCCAAACUCCGCCAGCGUGGAAUGGAGAUUGCAUCGUCAGUGGUACAUCUUCUAGAGGUGCUGUCCGUAGCUCGUAGGUCAGCGUUUUGGUUGGCAGUAUCCCAAAUCAACUUCGCAAUGGCGGGCAGCUUUAUGAUAUUCAUGUUCCUUCACUCCAUCUUGGAUGGAGAGAAUGAUUACUGGAUAAAUAAGUUAUCAAAGUACCGAACCCUUCUACGUGCUCACCUACCAGGUUUUGGUGUUACGAAACAUGCAUUGAUCCGACUCGAUCUACUCGCCAGCUCCGCAAACCUCAAUCAGUGCCUGACCGAACACAAUUCAGCAUCAGUAUCAUCCGGGGUUGUGCCCAAACCAAUUACUUCAACGCCUCAAAUAUCAGUGGAUUCCUGGGUAUAUGAUCAUAUCAACUCUGGUCGAGAGCAACCGAGUGUGGAUUGGCUUUCAUUAUUAUCGGCUGAAUGGGAAAAUGAUGCAGAAAUGUUCUAAUUAUGCAAUAAAUGUAUAGCGACAUGCGAAAAUCAGUGCAGCAACUACCAGAUGAAGGUUCAGGACUGUUAGUAGUUGUGGGUGUUAGUGGUUAUCAUGUAUAGUAUCGUCGUUUUGAUUGAAUAAUA
This is a messenger RNA of Talaromyces proteolyticus, 2150 nucleotides long. RefSeq names its product fungal-specific transcription factor domain-containing protein. The transcript is spliced from 7 exons. NCBI's taxonomy places the organism in Eukaryota, Fungi, Ascomycota, Eurotiomycetes, Eurotiales, Trichocomaceae. Gene Ontology annotation, biological process: DNA-templated transcription. Bases 160 to 2022 code for a protein of 620 amino acids. Gene Ontology annotation, molecular function: DNA-binding transcription factor activity, RNA polymerase II-specific; zinc ion binding; DNA binding. Gene Ontology annotation, cellular component: nucleus. The record is from RefSeq and is a predicted model, not a curated record.